GACUCUGGAGACAGCCCAUCGAUUUGAGAAUUUAUUUGGGGGAAUUGAUUAUUAAUAGGUAAAAAGGGCAAGAUAUUUGUUAUAACUUUAGGAUGAGCCGAUGAGCUCAUAAAGUAAAGACAAACUUCACUCUCUUUCUCGUUAAUGCAGCAGCUCCUGAUCGUCCCCUGAAACUGAAAGUGAUUGAUCUGCUUAGAAAAAACCCUAAUUUCUGUAUUAUUGAUCUUCUUUCUACAUGGGUAUGGUUCUCUGUAACAGCACCACUGAAGGCCUAGGUAGCAGUUCGAGCUAUAACGGUGAAGCUUUCCAGAUAGAUAAACACGAGUAGAGAGAGAGAGGGUUCGGAUCUUAUCUACUCGAUCUGUCCGGUGUUUUUUUUUGGUUAUUUAGUGGGAAGUUCUUGUUGCUAUUGAGGUUUGGUUCUUUUGAGUUCUGGAAGGCUGUUGGGUUGUAAUUGAUAUGUGUUCUGGAAAGAGCGGACUUGUUGAUAUACUCAAUUAACUUCAAAAUCCGUCAUUUCUUCUCCGCAAGUUCAAGCUUUGAAGGGACGGAUCUAUGGCGGAUUUGGUUUUUGUAUCUGUUUAAAGUUACUGGUUGGGAGAUAAUUGUUGGGUUCAGAGAUUGGUGUUAUGAAUUUAUGAUAGGGCGUGGAAUUGGUAAGGAUUUGGAGGUUUGUGGGUAUGUGUAUACUGUUCUUUGACUUGCAGAGGAGGUGAGUGGAGUAGAUGUCUUUCAAGAGCAUCAUCCAAGACAUGAAGGGGGAUUUUGGUACUAUCUCAAGGAAAGGGUUUGAGGUGAAGUUGGGCUAUGGCUUACGAUCGAGAUCACAUCGAGUAGUUCAGGAUGUUUUUGUUCCAGUCGAUGCUAUGAAGCAGAGCUGUUGGGCUAACAUGCCACCAGAACUUCUGAGGGACGUGCUUACGAGGAUAGAAGAUUCAGAGAGUACCUGGCCUCCACGUAAGAACGUGGUCGCUUGUGCUGGGGUUUGCAGGAGUUGGAGAGAUAUCACAAUGGAGAUUGUUAAGACCCCCGAAGCCUCCGGCAAGCUUACAUUUCCGAUUUCCUUAAAGCAGCCUGGCCCUAGAGACUCCCUCCUUCAGUGUUUCAUAAAACGGAACCGAAGCUCCCAAACAUACCAUCUUUACCUUGGAUUAACUCAAGCUCAUAGUACACUUACUGAUAAUGGAAAAUUCCUUCUUGCUGCACGCAAGUGUCGACGCCCUACCUGCACUGACUACAUCAUCUCUCUAGAUGCUGAUGAUAUGUCAAAGGGGAGUGGAACUUACAUUGGGAAGUUGAGGUCAAACUUUUUGGGGACCAAGUUUACGAUCUAUGAUGCACAGCCUCCUCAUGCUGGAGCCACGAUUACAAAAAGUCGUUCCACUCGGUUGGUGGGUUUGAAACAGGUCUCUCCCAGAAUCCCUGCUGCCAACUACUCAGUAGCGCACAUUUCAUAUGAGUUGAAUGUUUUGGGUUCCAGGGGUCCAAGGAGGAUGCAAUGUGUAAUGGAUGUCAUCCCUGCCUCUGCAAUUGAACCUGGGGGUGAGGCCCCCACACAGACUGAAUUUCCCCUUAGCAACCUGGAUUCCUUCCCGUCUCUUCCCUUUUUUAGAUCAAAAUCGACCCGCACAGACAAUGUCCUAUCAGGGCCUUUGACUACCCCGAAAGAUGGAGUGCUGGUGUUAAAGAACAAGGCUCCUAGGUGGCAUGAGCAGCUCCAAUGCUGGUGCCUGAAUUUCCGUGGACGAGUGACAGUUGCUUCGGUGAAGAACUUUCAACUGGUGGCUUCUCCAGAGAAUGGAAUAGCAGGGCAGGAGCAUGAGAAGGUCCUCCUUCAGUUUGGGAAAGUGGGGAAGGACUUGUUCACCAUGGAUUAUCGGUACCCACUCUCAGCAUUCCAGGCAUUUGCUAUCUGCCUCAGCAGCUUUGACACCAAGAUUGCUUGUGAGUGAGUCAGCUAUGUUUGCAGCAUUUUCUGUCUCAUGAGGGUGCGAGAGAGAGAGCAGUGGUCGGAAUUCAGCAAUGCAAUAGUAAAUGCCGAAGCUGGUGGACUGCAACGGGCUGCUGCUAGAUUCUCCUGUUUCUGCUUUUCUGUAUGUAUAUUUUGGGUGUACAUAAUAAAAAUCCUGGAAGAUGAGACAUUUAGGUUGAGCAGUUGGGUAUGUUCUCCUAGGUUGUAUUGUAUCUCUCCCAUCUUUCAAAGCAAGCCCGAGGCUAGAUUUUUCAACAUUUGUUUUCAGAGGUGUUAGUUUGGCAAAAUGUCCAUGGUCUGCUGACAUCCUGGAGAGCUACCUGGCAAUUUUUGUUAUUUGAAGGUGUUCUGCUUUUAUCCAAGGUUUAAAAACUCGUUUUGUUUUGUUUUAAUUAAUUUGAAAUUACUGUGAUACUGUAACUUGGUCGAAA
Messenger RNA from Macadamia integrifolia, 2403 nucleotides. Its product is annotated as tubby-like F-box protein 3. The coding region runs from base 726 to 1952 and encodes 408 amino acids. Gene Ontology annotation, molecular function: protein binding. The transcript is spliced from 7 exons. NCBI's taxonomy places the organism in Eukaryota, Viridiplantae, Streptophyta, Magnoliopsida, Proteales, Proteaceae. The record is from RefSeq and is a predicted model, not a curated record.